This is a messenger RNA of Wallemia mellicola CBS 633.66, 2243 nucleotides long. RefSeq lists its product as hypothetical. The transcript has 3 exons. Gene Ontology annotation, cellular component: membrane. The record is from RefSeq and is a predicted model, not a curated record. Gene Ontology annotation, molecular function: calcium ion binding. Lineage: Eukaryota; Fungi; Basidiomycota; Wallemiomycetes; Wallemiales; Wallemiaceae. The coding region runs from base 81 to 2192 and encodes 703 amino acids.
AAAUCUCCCGCCAAGGUCGAAAUCUAAAAUAACAAUAAAAAUAAGAAAUCAAUAGUCUGCUGGACAGGCUGACUAUAAAAAUGGAUCACCACUUUGAGCAACCAAUAAAACCACCGAGAACUUCGUCUUUACCGUAUGAUCUAGCUACUAGAUCUUCGAGAACGACUCCAGACUCUCACUCGCUGGCUUCUUACACCCAGUCUUUGAAUCUUUCAAAUAGCACGCCAACUAGAUCUCAUCCCUACGCGUCUGAUGACUACUACUCCGGUGAUACAAUUAGCGCAAGUGACGGUCUAGCUUCUAUUGAUUGCACUCAGACAGAUUUCUUCCCUUGUCAGGAUAUGCUAGGGAUCCAACCACAGGAAAGCGUCUACGUUCCCUUGCAGACGCACCAUAGCUACCAGCUAUCGAGGCCACCGAGUUUGACCUCUCUCACAAACUCAGACAAAACUUCACUGUCAAGCUCAAUUAAGCGAUUUGAACCCCCUUCGCCUAACUACCCAGAUCAGUCUUUUGAACCACCACCGAAAUUCUCGAGACUGGGCCAGUUCAACAAAGCAGCAAACGACGUAUUAGACGUAGAGACAGCCUCGAGAAAUUCUUAUUCGAGGGCUCUGCCAAGUUACUCGCACCAUCCCUCUCCAUUAACCUAUUCCUCCACUACCUCCGACCAGGAGCUCACUACUCAAUACCAUUCAAACAACUACUACCAACCUUUAGGAGGAACUCCUCAAUAUCCUGAUUAUUAUGGUAGCUCUUUUUAUCCUACCAUGUCCUCCCAGAUAUCGCGUCCAAACACCUCUCAUAGCCGCAAAUCCAGGUCAACGAGUAUAUCCCAGCAAUCUGCUAAUUCUAGAGUAUACGGUGGGUGGGGUAUGCAUCAGCCUCAUCUCGCUAUGACAGGUAUCCGUCAAGCUCAUUUACCAGCACCAACUAGAAUAUCUUCUUUAGACCAUACCCAAUUAUUUACACCAGAUAUUACUCAAAUAGAAUCUCCCGAAGCUAUUUCUUCGAAUCCAAUACCUAUGUCUGGUGUAAUCACUCCAGAAAUGGCUUAUACUAGCAGCAUGACAAGCGAUGGUGCUAGUAUUUCAGACAGUAUGUCCGGAAGCUUUUCAGGUAGCGCCGCACCAAGUAUAGCUACUAGUAUGACCGGUAGUUUAUCAGCUGUAUCUGAUACCGGUCCAAUGACGAUUCGACCUAUGCCAGUUCGCAAGAGGGCACAAACACUCGCUACACCUAAUCCACCUAUUCCGCCCUACUUGCGACACACCAAGAAUCAAACGCCAUCUAUUCUCGAAACUAUCGAUAGUAAACCACGUCCAAGAUCACGGUCUUCGACAAUGAGUAAUGGUGACGAUGGCAGCCAGAUGGCGACUUUCAACCCUGAAUUGAAGGAGCUUUUGGAUAAAAUAUUUAUUGAAUACUUGAACGAUGUUUGUUCAGAUCUAAACGUAACAGAUUCACGAGGAGAAUUCCUGCAUCAAACGCUGACGGCUAAAAAGAUGCAAAAAUUGGAUCAAUCUGAUGAUUUCCGACCAUUCAAAUUCCGGAUACAAGCUUUCACGUCCGCCUUUCAAGAUCGAUUGUUACAGCACAAUAUUGGAGAAUCCAUCAUGCCGUUAAAACGCGUAAAAAUAUACCUAUGGUCAUCGCCCUAUAUAUCUCGCUUUAAUGAGGAUGGCAAAAAGGCCAAGAGCAAGGGUAAUCAUAUUUGGAAUAUUAGCGCAAGGAAAGACCGGCAGAAUGGUGGAUGGGUAUUUGAGGAAUUCGCCCCACGAAUUUCGGGUAUACCACCAGCAGUUGCUUAUACUGGCGUACCUUGGUCAUUUACACCCCGAGUUUGGGAUCCAAGAAAUUCAUUCGCGCAGCUGAAGCCAACAUUUUCUUCUCCGGCACUUCCACAUUGGUUGAGCUGGGUAUUCCAGCCUACCACCCGGGGAGAAGGCAGAUACACGCUCACGGGAACACCUGAUGCGACAGCCAGGACAACGGAGAUUGUGAUUGAAGCGAAUUAUAUACAAAACGGCCACCCAAAUAAGUUACACUUUGCGUUCUUGCUUAAGAUAGCCGAUGAGCAGAAGCAGCCUACGUCAGCGCCACCAGGAGCGUUACCUACGAUCAAGGACUCACCAAUAGACACCUCGUCUGCUGGAUUAACAUACUCACCAUCACCCGACGAUCUUUAUUAGGACGAGUGAGUAGCGGGAUGCGUUCACGACACCUACACUUUCAUUUGUAAU